This is a messenger RNA of Dacryopinax primogenitus, 1590 nucleotides long. Its product is annotated as homogentisate 1-2-dioxygenase. Gene Ontology annotation, molecular function: homogentisate 1,2-dioxygenase activity. The coding region runs from base 1 to 1590 and encodes 529 amino acids. The transcript is spliced from 4 exons. Lineage: Eukaryota; Fungi; Basidiomycota; Dacrymycetes; Dacrymycetales; Dacrymycetaceae. The record is from RefSeq and is a predicted model, not a curated record. Gene Ontology annotation, biological process: L-phenylalanine catabolic process. Gene Ontology annotation, cellular component: cytoplasm.
AUGUACCGCCGCCCAGCUCGUGCCGUCGCACGCCUCUCGGCCGUCCGCGCCGCUUCGACUGCCGCUCGCCCCCUCGCUCUCUCCCGCCCUGUCGUCGCUGCUGCACCCGUCGCACGCACCUUCCGCCGCGAGCUCAACACCCAGCGUGGGGGGUACGCCGUCGUCGGCGAUAAUGGGAAUACGAGCAAGGACCCGUAUACAUACCAGGUCGGAUUCGGGAAUCGGUUUGCCAGCGAAGCGUUUCCAGGCGCGCUUCCUCUUGGGCAGAACUCGCCCCAGAAAUGCGCCUACGACCUCUACGCCGAGCAGCUCACAGCAACAUCCUUCGUCGCUCCCAGGCAUCAGAACCAGAACUCGUGGAUGUACCGUAUCCGCCCCGCGGUAGCCCAUCAGGGAUUCACAGAGCUGCCUGACAACCCGGACCUGGAGAGCAACUUCCUCCCGCAAAACCCGCGCGUGCACGUCUCGGCCACCCAGCUCGCUUGGACACCCUUCGAUAUCCCCGGGGGCAACUCGGUCGAUUUUAUCGACGGGCUCAAGACCGUUGCUGGCAACGGUGACCCUACGCUCAAGGAGGGUCUUGCUAUCCAUAUCUAUGCCUGCAACAAGGACAUGGAGAAGCGUGCGUUCUCGAGUAACGAUGGCGACCUCUUGAUCGUCCCUGAGAAGGGGAGGCUCGAUAUCCAGACCGAGUACGGACACAUGAUGGUCCGCCCGGGUGAAGUUUGCAUCAUCCAGCGCGGUCUCAGGUUCAAGGUCAAGCUUCCCGACGGACCUUCUCGCGGCUACAUUCAGGAGGUGUACGGCGUCCACUACGAGCUCCCCGCCCUCGGCCCUCUCGGUGCCAACGGCCUUGCUAACGCACGCGACUUUGAGCACCCUGUCGCAGCGUUCGACAUCGACCAGUCCGAGUGGAACAUCGUCUACAAGCUCUGCGGCAAGCUGUUCAACUGCAGGCAGGAGCACACGCCCUUCGACGUCGUCGCCUGGCACGGGAACUACGUCCCUUGCAAGUACGCACUCGAGAAGUUCAUCAACGUCGGUUCUAUCUCCAAGGACCACUGCGAUCCCUCCAUCUUCUGCGUCCUCACCGCCCCGUCCAAGGUUCCCGGCACGCCUCUCGCCGACUUCCUCAUCUUCUCUCCUCGAUGGGACGUCGCACACGAGACCUACCGCCCGCCCUACUACCACAGGAACGUCGCUUCCGAGUUCAUGGGUCUUAUCUACGGCGAGUACGGCGGUCGCUCCGAUGCUUUCCAGCCCGGUGGUGCUUCCUACGAAUGCGGCUUCACCCCGCACGGUGUGGCGUACGACGAGUUCAAGGCCGCGACCGAGAUGGAGCUCACCCCGCAGUACAUCUCCAAGGGCGCGAUCGCGUUCAUGAUGGAGAGCAGCAUGAUGUUCACCCUGACCGACUAUGCGAUGAAGCGGUCUGGCAAGCUGCAUGAGCAUGAGCCGAAGAUGUGGGAUAACUUGAAGGCCCAGUUCAUGAACCACGUUGACAAGAUCAAUGGGGAGCUCAAGGCGAAGGGGCUGGAGCCGCUCACUGACGUAAACGGCAAGGCCAUUGCUGGUAGCGUGAAGGUAUGA